Molecule: messenger RNA, 831 nt
Organism: Trypanosoma theileri
Lineage: Eukaryota; Euglenozoa; Kinetoplastea; Trypanosomatida; Trypanosomatidae
Exons: 1
Coding region: 1-831 (276 amino acids)
Source: RefSeq, a predicted model, not a curated record
AUGAGAAGGUCCAAUAGGGUUUUUUUUUUGUUAUGGCUACUGCUGCCCAUACUAAACGUAUUUCUCUGCUAUGCUACAGCUGCUGGUACAAAUGGUAUUUUGACAACCAUUACCGAUUGCUUUCCUAAUAUGGUGGUCUCCCCCAGUCAAACAACACAACACUGCGAGAUGGACAAUGCCAAUGUUUUAAGUACCUUGGCUCUUACGGUUGGGUAUUUCCACAAUGGUGGACUCAUUCCUGGAUGGCCAGCUUCUCUUGUGGAGGGAACAAAUCUCAUUACAUUUCUGCCAAUUACUGGAGUUGUUUCAGGGGAUAUGAGUCUUGUCAUUGUGAACUAUGUUCAGGGAAAGGGUUCUAUUCCAGUGACGAACAACUUCACCAUGAGUUUUGUAUACCCUUCCACGACAUUAGCAUCAUUUACUUCUAACAGUGCCUAUUAUGGGUUGAAGAGAAUGGUGCGGACAAAUUUCCCAAAUAUCAAUCCCAUUCAGAACUACCUGCUGGUUCCUCCUCAGUCAGACUGUGAUGCCAUGGCAAAAAACUGCAUUGCUGCUACUGGAUGCUACAAAUUGGCGAUUUCUGCACCCCUUCCUAUUCCUGGGAACUAUUCACUCUGCUUAUCCGCGAGUGGAUGGCGAGGCCACUACUUGCCGUGGGGUGGAAUUCCCCUCGAAGUGAGGGGGCUGGUGCCAAACGAGCUGUAUAUGAACACUCUCGGGAAAAACACACUGUUGCUCCAGGACGCAGUGACAGGUGCGAAUGUGACUGACAUGAACAGUGUGUUCCUGGUGAAGUGCCCACACAGUGGGUGUGUUCACGAGAGACACUAA